CUUAAACGCACUUUUAAGUCCGUUUUCUAGUGUCCGCCUGAAGAAUUGAAAAUUGAUUCUUAUUCAAUCAAAUUCAAAGCUUCCGCAAACAUCCUAUUCAACCCAUAUUGGAGUGAUCGAUCAUGAAGUUAGGGUUUUAUUGCCCCUGCUGCCCAUCUGUAUAAAAGAAUUGCGGACGAUGUCAAGACCAGCGCUGCUUGUUUUUGUGCUUCUUAUUCUCAUAAUCACUUCCCAGUUUGAGUGGAAGCAACAAGUUGUGCCUGAUCUUGACACUACCCCAAGCAUCUCCAAAAAGCAGAAUCAAAACUCGAAUCGGGAAGUAGCUGUGAAAGAGAAGAUCAUAUUAUUGCAAGAAAAGAACAUUCAGAGACUCAAUGAGCUUGUUCGUAGUCUUCUGGAACAGUUGGUACAGUGUAGGAGCAAGAAUGUGACGAGAAAUCAAACUGUAAGCUUCCUAACAGAACAUGUUACAGAACUUGAACGACAUCAGAUAUUCGAUGACUAGGCUGAGCCCGUGGAAGUAUAUGGAUUCUUGUAAUAUGUUUGAACUGUAAAAACCUUUGUGUUCUUUUACCAGGUUUCACAAUGAAAUUCCACUUAGUUUGAGUGUAGAAUGCCAACCACUCAUGUGUCAUUGUACCACACUGUAAUGCAAACGUGCACUUUGUAUCCCGAAGAAUCUUCUCCUCACAUUUUAACCGUUUUUCCCCUUGGUUAAGUGGAAAUUUAAUA
Pyrus x bretschneideri (Chinese white pear) is the source of this 732-nucleotide messenger RNA. RefSeq lists its product as uncharacterized. The coding region runs from base 179 to 505 and encodes 108 amino acids. NCBI's taxonomy places the organism in Eukaryota, Viridiplantae, Streptophyta, Magnoliopsida, Rosales, Rosaceae. The record is from RefSeq and is a predicted model, not a curated record. The transcript has 3 exons.